Lactuca virosa is the source of this 1409-nucleotide messenger RNA. NCBI's taxonomy places the organism in Eukaryota, Viridiplantae, Streptophyta, Magnoliopsida, Asterales, Asteraceae. The record is from the annotation of a GenBank genome assembly.
GUUUGUAAUUCUAUAUGGGCUAGGGUUUAGUUUUGAAAUUUGCAAUAGUUUAGGGAUAUUUUUGUACUUUGCUGUUCUAACCCGAGCCCUCUUCCCGCUCCAUCGCCUCCAGCGCUACUUCUCUGAGAACCUCGAAUCAAUCAUCACUCUCUUCUAUUUGUUCCUUAUCUCCUACAAAUCUAUUGCAAUUCGAUUAGUUUUGUCACUGAAAUCCCAUACAAUUGGCAGUAUUAAGCACGCUAUUUAGGUGGUUCUUGAAUCGCAUUAAUCAUUAUACUACCAUUCCAAAACCCUAAAGUUGCUAGCCUUUAUAUAACGAUGGAAGCCCUUUUUAGUGUUUGUUCAAAUUCAUUGUUUUCAUCACUUCAAAACCAUAAAAAUACAACCUUAUUGCCAUUCCUUACUUCUGAUUCUCGGCUAUCGAGUUCACAAUUAAAGUCGCAAAGCCGAGUAUCCUUAAAAUCCCAUGAUUUUCAUGAUUUUCCGCCGCUUGUAGCGUCGAGGAGGAGAGUAUUGAAGUGUAGAAGUAGCAACGAACAAUUAGAAACUAGUUUUGAUGAAAGCGAGAGUUUAAAGAACGGUGUUCGAAGGAAAAACCUUGCUGUUUUUGUCUCCGGCGGCGGUUCGAAUUUCCGAGCUGUUCAUCAGGCGAUUCUCAGUGGAGAUGUUCACGGACGCUUUGUUGUAUUAGUCACCAACAAACAUGAUUGUGGAGGUGCACAGUAUGCAAGAGAGAAUGGCAUCCCGGUUAUAAUAUAUCCUAGUACAAAGAAAGAACCAGAAGGCCUGUCUUCAAACGAUCUUGUAGCUGCUCUAAGUACAUACAAGAUUGACUUUAUUCUUCUAGCUGGAUACUUGAAGCUUAUACCAUCUGAAUUGAUCCGAGCUUAUCCAAAUUCAAUCUUGAAUAUCCAUCCUUCACUUCUUCCUGCUUUUGGAGGCAAAGGGUAUUAUGGUACCAAGGUGCAUAAAGCUGUUAUUGCUUCUGGAGCUAGAUAUUCGGGUCCCACGAUCCAUUUUGUUGAUGAGAACUAUGACACGGGUCGAAUUCUGGCUCAAAGAAUCGUUCCUGUGGUUGUUAAUGACACUGCUGAAGAACUUGCUGCAAGGGUUCUUCGCCAGGAACAUAAAAUGUAUGCUGAGGUGGCAGCUGCAAUAUGUGAAGAACGUGUGAUUUGGAGAGAAGAUGGUGUUCCUAUCAUAAGAAGCAAAGCUGAUCCUGAACAUUAUAGCUAACAGAGGGGUAAUUUACUAAUUUUUAUCUAUAUGCUUUUUGAGCCCUAGUUGUGUGUGUUUUGUGUGUCUUGUUACCUAGAAAUGGGUGAUAUUGAAAGGAAUUGUGUUUUCCUAAGGUGUUUACAAUGUCAUGGAACAAUUUAAUUUGUUUGAGUUUUGAUUUUUUUUGAUAA